GAGCCUGCCAACACCAGAUCUAAGAGAGACCCUCCCUCCCUGCCUCCCUCCCUGCACAGUGGAGACUGCCAUCCCAUGAUGCAUGCACGGAGCCAAAGGUGACUGAAGCAUCUGUCAGGAUGACUGAACGUCGAUAGAGCCGUACAGCACCGAGAGGAUAGGGAGGAUACAGACCCCGCCAGGAGUGAUGUCUUCGGACAGAAUCUCAUCUAGAUAUGGUAAGGCGCCAAAGAUACUUUAAUGCACACUUCUUGGAUCAUUUAGCAGCUGGAUAUCCCCCUUAAGAAGUGCUGGACAGCAAAGCAGAGCUAAAAGAAGUAUUUUCUCAUGGCUGAAUGCUGACAGCAGGGGGCGCUGGUUGUCCUUCACCUCUCUGCCCAACCGGAAACAAACCACCGAAGAGAGAAGCACGUGACUGUUUGUGAUUGUCGGUCUCAGUAGCUCACCUAGAUGAUGAGGCUUUCAGAUGGAGGCAGUGUGUGAGCUGGUUCCUGGAGGCGAUGAGGAGGAAGAGGAGACUGGAGCGGAUGAAGCCAUGCUGUGGUCCUUCCAGGAGGCCCUGGAGAGGCAGACCCUGCAGAUAGGAGCAUCGGCCUGCGGGGCCACGGCUGUGGUGGACGUGCUGAAGGCCCUCUGCGUGGAUGUGGCCCCGGAGGAAGCAGACCGCUGCGUCCAAACACGCCAGAGGAGGAACGAGUCCCCGCUGCCUGACUACCUGCUGUCCCGGAGCGAAGCUGGUGCGACUCACGCUCAGCUCAUCCAGGGAGCGCAGCAGGCGAGCAAGGGGAAGGUUGUAGGCCGAUUCUUCCACCUCCACCCUCAGCGGCGGGUCGGACUCGUCCACUGGCUCGCACGCUGGAUCCGCAGUGGUGCUGUUCCCGUGGCGACCAUGAACAUGCAGCUGGCUGUGCCCGACGGAGAGGAGGUGCCCGACGCCUGGCACCAUCAGCUCAUAUUCGGGGUUGCACCUAACGUCGUUUUCAUGACCAAUCCUUUAGAUGUGGAAAGUGAGGCAGAGGUGCACCAGAGACUCUGCAGUGAAUCCGUGUUGCUGAUUCGUCGGGAAGACGUUCUGCUGCGACUUACGCCAGACUGCUGUCUGUCCGGCUUAUCAGACACUCAGUCUGACCCGCGCUGGAGAGCCCUGGAUGUCGAAGGUCAAGUAAAGCAAGUGGUCCAGGAAGAGGAUCAGCCCAGGUUAACACACAUCAGGAUCCCUGCAGCGUACAGGUCAGGCGUCACACUCUUCGCCCUGCGGGAGUCAGAGCUAGGACAAGAACUCCUCAAAGCUCCUGAACUCCCUCUGCUGUGAACAAGUCAUGGACUUUAAGCUUGAAGAAACUAAACACCCUGCUGGAGUGUUACGACUGAGAAAUGACACGUGGUAUUUUAUUGCACUGAUGAUGCAGCUGGUGCAGAUGUCAGUUUGGAGACGUAUGAACCACAUGCACGUUCACACAGACAAAUAAAGGAUAACAGAUGUGUGCAGAUGAUAUAAAGGGACUACAAAGCCAUGCAUCGACAAGAAAUAAAACCACAAAACCUUCUUGCACCUUUGGCAGUCCACAUGUGGAACUUAAUACAGAUAUUUUAACCAACAUUCAUGUCCAUUUUUUAAUCACUGAUGCCUGUUUUUCCCAGUGUCAGACGUUUACUUGAAUAAAAUAUGGUUCUUUCUU
Eleginops maclovinus (Patagonian blennie) is the source of this 1679-nucleotide messenger RNA. RefSeq lists its product as uncharacterized. Bases 467 to 1312 code for a protein of 281 amino acids. Lineage: Eukaryota; Metazoa; Chordata; Actinopteri; Perciformes; Eleginopidae. The record is from RefSeq and is a predicted model, not a curated record. The transcript has 8 exons.